Messenger RNA from Tinamus guttatus (white-throated tinamou), 4081 nucleotides. The record is from RefSeq and is a predicted model, not a curated record. Lineage: Eukaryota; Metazoa; Chordata; Aves; Tinamiformes; Tinamidae.
CGAGCUUUUGGGGAGAGAAAACAUGACGUCGCCGGCCAAAUUCAAAAAGGAUAAGGAGAUCAUAGCGGAAUACGACACGCAAGUUAAAGAGAUCCGCGCCCAACUGGUAGAGCAGCUGAAAUGCCUCGACCAGCAGUGUGAGCUCCGGGUGCAGCUACUGCAGGACCUGCAGGAUUUCUUCCGCAAGAAGGCCGAGAUCGAGAUGGAUUACUCGAGGAAUUUGGAGAAGCUGGCCGAGAGAUUCCUCGCCAAAACUAGGAGCACCAAGGACCAGCAAUUCAAGAAGGAUCAGAACGUGCUCUCACCAGUCAACUGCUGGAAUCUCCUGCUAAACCAAGUGAAGCGGGAGAGCAGGGAUCACACCACGCUCAGCGAUAUCUAUCUCAACAACAUCAUCCCGCGCUUUGUCCAGGUCAGCGAAGACUCGGGGCGCCUGUUCAAGAAGAGUAAGGAAGUGGGACUGCAGCUCCAGGAGGACUUGAUGAAGGUCCUGAACGAGCUCUACACGGUUAUGAAAACCUACCAUAUGUACAACGCAGACAGCAUCAGCGCCCAGAGCAAGCUGAAAGAGGCAGAGAAGCAGGAGGAAAAGCAGAUUGGGAAGUCGGUGAAACAAGAGGACAAGCAGACCCCACGCUCCCCCGACUCCACGGCCAACGUCAAGUUUGAAGAAAAACACGUUCGACGAAGCUCCGUCAAGAAAAUAGAGAAAAUGAAGGAGAAGCGCCAAGCUAAGUACACAGAGAAUAGACUGAAGGCAAUUAAGGCAAGAAACGAAUAUCUGCUGGCUCUGGAAGCCACCAACGCAUCUGUAUUCAAGUAUUACAUUCAUGACCUGUCUGAUCUCAUUGAUCAGUGCUGUGACCUGGGAUACCACGCUAGCCUCAACAGAGCACUCAGGACGUUCUUGUCAGCUGAGCUGAACCUGGAACAGUCGAAGCACGAGGGUCUGGAUGCCAUUGAGAAUGCCGUGGAGAACCUGGACGCCAACAGCGAUAAGCAGCGGCUCAUGGAGAUGUACAACAACGUCUUCUGCCCGCCCAUGAAGUUCGAGUUUCAGCCCCAUAUGGGUGACAUGGAGUCGCAGCUAUGUGCCCAGCAACCAGUCCAGAGUGAACUAGUGCAGAGGUGCCAGCAGCUGCAGUCCAGGUUGUCUACGCUGAAGAUAGAGAAUGAGGAGGUGAAGAAGACUAUGGAAGCCACGCUGCAGACGAUCCAGGAUAUCGUCACGAUAGAGGACUUCGAUGUCUCCGACUGUUUCCAGUACAGCAACUCGAUGGAGUCCGUUAAAUCCACCGUCUCCGAAACGUUCAUGAGCAAACCGAGCAUCGCCAAGAGACGGGCCAACCAGCAGGAGACAGAGCAGUUCUACUUCACGAAAAUGAAAGAGUACCUGGAAGGCAGGAACCUGAUAACGAAGCUCCAAGCCAAGCACGACCUGCUGCAGAAGACCUUGGGAGAAAGUCAAAGGACGGACUGCUCCCUUGCCAGUGGCAGGCGCAGCUCCACUAUAAGGAAGCAGGACUCCAGCCAAGCCAUUCCCCUGGUAGUGGAGAGCUGCAUACGAUUCAUUAGCAGACACGGGCUGCAGCAUGAAGGAAUAUUCAGAGUGUCUGGGUCACAAGUUGAAGUGAACGAUAUAAAAAAUGCAUUUGAGAGAGGGGAGGAUCCAUUGGCUGGGGACCAGAAUGACCACGACAUGGAUUCAAUAGCAGGUGUCUUGAAGCUCUAUUUUCGAGGACUGGAGCACCCCCUCUUCCCCAAGGAUAUCUUUCAUGAUCUGAUUGCCUGUGUCACGAUGGAUAACUUGCAAGAGAGAGCGCUGCACAUCCGGAAGGUCCUUCUGAACUUGCCCAAGACCACUCUGAUUGUAAUGAGAUACCUCUUUGCAUUCCUCAAUCAUUUAUCUCAGUUCAGUGAAGAGAAUAUGAUGGAUCCCUACAAUCUCGCCAUCUGCUUCGGGCCAACGUUGAUGUCUGUGCCUGAAGGUCACGAUCAAGUCUCUUGCCAGGCUCAUGUCAAUGAGUUGAUCAAAACCAUCAUCAUCCAACAUGAGAACAUCUUCCCGGGACCAAGGGAGCUGGAGGGUCCGGUCUAUAGCAGAGGUGGAAGCACUGAGGAUUACUGUGAAAGUCCCCAUGGGGAGAGGGCCUCCACGGAAGACUCGGUGCAGGAUGUCACAGCUGAGCACCACACCAGCGACGACGAGUGCGAGCCCAUAGAAGCGAUAGCCAAGUUCGACUACAUCGGCAGGACUGCCCGGGAGCUCUCCUUCAAGAAAGGAGCUUCCCUGCUGCUCUACCAGCGAGCCUCCGACGACUGGUGGGAGGGACGGCACAACGGGAUCGACGGCCUCAUUCCCCAUCAGUACAUCGUCGUCCAAGACACUGAGGAUGGUAUCUCUGAAAGAUCCAGCCCGAAGUCUGAAAUAGAAAUAAAUUCUGAGCCACCGGAAGAAAAAGUGACAGCCAGAGCUGGUGCCAGUUGCCCAAGUGGGGGUCACGUCGCAGACAUUUACCUUGCAAACAUCAACAAGCAGAGAAAGAAACCAGAGUCAGGCAGCAUCAGAAGAGCCUUUCGUCAAAGUGACAGCCAUGGGCUAGGUAGUUCACUGGCAGAACCAGCCUCCCCAGGAGCCAUAGCGGGUUCCAGACCCUCAUCUCAGCCCAUUUUGAGCCAAAGUCUUCCCAAGGAGGUUCCAGAUAAAUGUUCCAUCAGUGGCCACGGCAGCCUCAAUUCCAUCAGCCGACAUUCGUCGCUGAAGAACAGGAUAGAGAGCCCGCAGAUCCGGAAAACUGUGACGGCAGGGAGGUCCAAGAGCUUCAACAACCACCGGCCCAUGGACCCUGAAGUUAUUGCACAGGACAUUGAAGCGACCAUGAACUCUGCUCUGAACGAGCUGCGGGAGCUGGAGCGGCAGAGCAGCGUGAAGCACACGCCGGACGUCGUCCUCGACACCCUGGAGCCCCUGAAAACCUCCCCGGUGGUGGCUCCCACCUCGGAGCCCUCCAGCCCCCUGCACGCUCAGAUCCUCAAGGACACUGAACCCCCCUUCCAGCGCAGCGCCAGCACGGCCGGCGACAUCCCCUGCACCUUCAGGCCAGUGAAGUCGGUCAAAAUGGCCACGCAGGUCAAACCUCCAGCGACGAGGCCCAAGCCUACAGUGUUCCCCAAAACCAACGCCACGAGCCCGGGCGUCGCGUCCUCAGCGUCUCCGCAGCCUGCGGACAAGUCCUGUACUGUCUGAUGAACUUGGUGCUGCGCUGGGGAUGUAACUGUGCUGUUUCAGGUGAAGAGACUGUGCUGAGGAGUCAUUUAAAAACCCUAUUUAACUCAUUUUUGAACUUCUGCUGAAGGUCAGUUGUGGACUGCUACUUCCUGCUGGGAAUGCUUCCUGGGAGUGAAAUGUUGGAAACUAAGCCUCGUGCCACGUACCCGCAUCCGUGAUGUUCUAAGGCAAAACAGGACAUGCCACGCUUAGGAAGUCCGAUAUCGGGUCACUGUGAAGCUGAGGAGGAAAACACAAAGUGAUGAGUUAGAUCUUGGUUUCUAGUUAAUGCCUUGUUCAAGUGUUUGGCCACUGAAAAAUGUUUAGUGGCGUCAUGUUUUGAGUACUGGUGUAGUAACUUAUAUAUUCUGUGUUUCAUUUAUCACAGGGAAACAAUAGAAUAGAUUUUAGUCUACUGCAUGUUUGGUGCCACUAGCUAGGUGGAGCUUGGACAUGCCUGUUUCUUGUGCAUUAUUUCGUUGCCCACUGGUGCCACUGUGGUUAAGGGUCUGUCUCAAUUCCAUUACAUCCCCUGCUUUUGGAUUUUGCUCCCCGAAUCCUUGCCCAAGGGCCAAAGCUCUUAGCCUCCUCCUCUAGUCGACACUUGUCACGACGAAUAGUUUACUCUGGAACACUUAGAUUUUAUGGAGUUUACGUAAUAUGUGUCUGUGCAAAUACAAACAAAUAUGCUCCUGGGGGUUAGGAGCAUAAGAAAGAGCCCGGUUGUUGCUUAUGGACAAUCUAGUUGUCUUCUCCUCUUCUGCUCUCCCGUUUGAAAGCAGCCUUGUUGUUUUUCAGUGUAAUUUUCAGCCC